CUUUGUCAACGGCUGACCGGCUACAUCCGCCAAUUGUUUGGUAGAUCCCCCGCUGAAUGGCUCGUUUUGUGCGUUCUAAUGCGAGACCUGAAUAUCAAAUGGCGCUUAUCUCGCAGCGGUGAUCAUAUGAGCCGAGCGCGUCAUAUCGGGGGUGGAUUCAGCCUGGAGUUUGGAGUUACGACUAAUCAUUUUCUUGUUGAGGGCUCGUCCCCCGCGGCAUCAGAAUCCGACUUCAGCUUUCUCCUCCAUACGCGGCAUUCGCAUAUUUCCUCCAAGAUGAAGGAAACAGAGCAAAGCCUCCCUCUUCUCGAAGACGAAGAAUUGAACUCGUCAAAGCCGCUUGAAAGACGGAAGUCGCUCUUCUCGCAGCUUUCUGGCCAACCAAAAUCGGUACUGGCUUUGGGCAUAUAUGCUCUUCUCAUCACUGCCCUGGCAUUGUUCCAAAGCCUGCCGAACAGAAAGUUGGUUGGGCCUUACUCACCCGCCGGACCUUAUAUGCAAUUCGAAGAAGAGAAAGCAGAGCCAGACAAGCAUGUAAUCUAUUCGGAUCCACCGUCACCAGAGGUUGACAAGGCAUGGGAUGAUUUGGUGCGCCCAAUUUACUUUUCAGCCGCGCAGGAAGAAGUCAAGUCUUCGAACGAGGACCCGGAUGACACAGUGACAUUGCUCGAUAUGGAGGGCUACCUCGGAACAAUAGGCGUAUAUCAUGGUCUGCACUGCAUGCGACGGAUAUACUGGCACCUCCACGAGGAAAAGUACUUUGCGAACAGAACAGCGGAAGCUCGUUCAGUGGAAAUCGUCCACGCAAGACAUUGCCUGGGCGUCAUUGUACGUGAUUUGAUGUGCAACCCUGACACCGCGUUGUACACGUUUGGAUAUUAUCCCGACAAGGAUCCGAUCCCCCGCCUCAAAUCUGGAGCGACUAGGCAAUGCUUGAAGUGGGAUCCUUUCCACGAAUGGGCGACAAAGCGCGCCCCAGGAUACUACCCAAGAUUGCAAGCUCCAGCAAACUUGCUGGAUAAGAAGGACACCAAGAUGGAGUUUGAGACGGAGGACAUCAGGGUGGGCAGCUGA
Messenger RNA from Periconia digitata, 1074 nucleotides. The record is from the annotation of a GenBank genome assembly. NCBI's taxonomy places the organism in Eukaryota, Fungi, Ascomycota, Dothideomycetes, Pleosporales, Periconiaceae.